Messenger RNA from Exophiala bonariae, 1923 nucleotides. RefSeq lists its product as uncharacterized. Gene Ontology annotation, molecular function: ubiquitin binding; phosphatidylinositol binding. Gene Ontology annotation, biological process: Golgi to endosome transport; protein transport to vacuole involved in ubiquitin-dependent protein catabolic process via the multivesicular body sorting pathway; Golgi to vacuole transport. The transcript has 3 exons. The coding region runs from base 1 to 1923 and encodes 640 amino acids. The record is from RefSeq and is a predicted model, not a curated record. Gene Ontology annotation, cellular component: trans-Golgi network. NCBI's taxonomy places the organism in Eukaryota, Fungi, Ascomycota, Eurotiomycetes, Chaetothyriales, Herpotrichiellaceae.
AUGGCAUCUCGAAACCAGUUCGACGGGUUUUCUCCGCCUCGCUCAAAUCUCCAGAGAUUCAUCUUCAAUGCAUGCGAUCCCAUAGCCAAUCUCGAACCUAAUCUGGCCUUGAACCUCGAGGUUGUCGAUCUCAUAAACUCCAAAAAGGGCAAUGCGCCGCGUGAGGCCGCCGUCACGAUCGUCCAACUCAUCAAUCAUCGAAAUCCCAACGUCUCCCUCCUUGCCUUGUCUCUACUUGACAACUGUGUCAAGAAUUGUGGUUACCCAUUCCACCUACAGAUAAGCACAAAAGAGUUCCUUAAUGAACUCGUCCGUCGCUUUCCUGAACGCCCCCCUAUUCGGCCGUCUCGUGUACAGGGUAAAAUACUGGAAGCCAUUGAGGAAUGGCGACAAACCAUAUGCCAAACCUCUCGAUACAAAGAUGAUUUAGGAUUUAUAAGGGACAUGCAUCGACUGUUACUUUACAAAGGUUACAUGUUUCCAGAGGUGCGGCAAGAAGAUGCUGCUGUGCUAAAUCCGAGUGAUAAUUUACAGUCUGCAGAAGAAAUGGAGGAAGAAGACCGCGCUGCACAAUCUGCAAAAUUACAAGAAUUGAUCCGGCGAGGACGUCCACAAGAUCUGCAGGAAGCCAAUAAGUUGAUGAAAGUCAUGGCUGGCUACGACACAAGGCACAAGACAGACUACCGGGCGAAAGCAGCAGAGGAAGUCUCCAAAGUGCAACAAAAGGCCAAGAUUCUUGAAGAGAUGCUUCAAAAUCAUCGGCCAGGCGACAAGAUUGGUGAUGGAGAUGUCUUUGAGGAACUCGCUGCAGCAUUAUCCAGUGCACAUCCCAAAAUCCAGAAGAUGUGUGAAGAAGAGUCCGAGGACGCUGAGGCAGUGGCGAAAUUGCUCGAAAUCAACGACAGUAUUCAUCGCACGAUUGAACGAUAUAGACUGAUGAAAGCCGGGAAUAUCGAGGCAGCAAACAAGAUUGAAAAGGGGACCUUGGGUAGGACAACGGGGGUGGGCAAAAAUGCUGCCAAUGAACUUUCGUUGAUUGAUUUUGACCCGGAGCCAUCUGCAUCAGCCGAGUCGUCAAACACCAACGGCUCGCUCUUGGAUGGCACCGUAGGAGCAUCGUCAGCCCCAGCAAAACCAACAACAGUGGAGGAUGACUUACUCGGUUUGUCACUGGGCGAAACAGGCUCAAUCUCACUUGGACCUAGCACGACGUUUGCUAGUGUCCCACCGCUAGGAUUUACCAACAGCCCCCAAUUCCCUCCAGCUUACAGCCAAACGCCGGCCGCUCAAGCAUCUCCGAAACCCAACUACGAUGUCUUCGCGUCCCUCUCUAGUGCUCUGCCUCCUUCCAAACCAGCUACACCAGUACCAACGGCACAACAAGCACGGCCGCCAGCCCAGUCUGCUCUAGAUCCGUUUGCAGCGCUGGUCUCGGCCGGAUCUCGUCCAUCAACACCUCGGGCAUCCACACCAAGUCAAGUACGUCCUCAAGCAGCAGUUACCGCACCACAAGCGACAGGGUCGACAACGGCGGAUGAUGAAUGGCUUUUUGAAUCCGCGCUGCCUCCAUCGACUGUGGUCGUAGUACAUUCUUCAGAUAUCAAGAUCGAGUUUGAACCGCGGAGAAUACCAGGACAGUCAAUAAUACAGAUGACAGCAUAUUUCUCCAAUACGACACAUCAACGAAUUACAGCAUUGCACUUUCAGGUGGCCGUGGAGAAAAGCUACACGCUCCAACUCAAACCUCAGAGUGGUAGGGAGCUAGCACCCAAAUCUGAGCGGCUGUUGCGACAAGAAAUCCUACUAAACGGAAUACCAGAAGGGAAAGGUAAUGUUGUGAAAAUGCGGUUCAAGGUAGCAUAUGAAAUCAAUGGCCACGCAAAAGAAGAACAAGGGACCGUACCGCCAUUGGGGAUCAACUGA